GCUGCAAAAGCUCAGCGGGUCUGGCAGCAUCUGUGAAGAAAAAAAUCAGUUAACGUUUUGGAUCCGGUGACCCUUCCUAAGAACUGGAGACAUAUUUGUUUCGUUUCGGUUAAUUUGUGUUGGGAGGGUUCUCUCUCUGCUGCUCCGUGCCGCCUAUUGCAAUCCCCGGGACUGUGCAGACGACGGGCCCGCGCUGUAUUCCUGACGGAUCCAUCCCCCGCCGCGGUUCCAAUCCGGCCGGGAGGGCAGCGGUGACGUCACCUCCGUCUCCCAGACCAUGGCUGCGAGCACGCGAACGGCCAACCUGAAGACUUUGCUGCAGUUCAUCCAUUGCAUGGGACAGCUGAAGAGAGUACCUCGAACAGGCUGGGUAUAUAGAAAUGUAAAAAAGCCUGAAAGUGUGUCAGAUCACAUGUACAGGAUGGCUGUUAUGGCACUCUUAACUGAAGAUCAAAAACUCAACAAAGACAGGUGCAUAAAAUUAGCAUUGGUUCAUGAUAUGGCAGAAUGCAUUGUAGGUGAUAUAGCACCAGCAGACAACAUCAGUAAAGAGGAAAAGCACAGGAGAGAAGAAGAAGCUAUGAAACAUUUAACUGGACUAUUAAGUGAUGAAGUUGGUAAAGAGGUCCUGGGGCUUUGGGAGGAAUAUGAGAACCAGUCCAGUGUUGAAGCCAAGUAUGUGAAAGAACUGGAUCAGUUUGAAAUGAUUAUGCAAGCUUUUGAAUAUGAAGAGCUGGAACAAAGACCUGGUCAAUUGCAGGACUUUUAUGAUUCGACAAAAGAAAAAUUUCAUCACCCUGAAAUUCUUCAACUGGUAGCAACAUUAAAUGCAGAAAGAAAUUCCAGGCGAACAAAGGACAGCACUUCAGAUACACAGUAUUCUCGGGAGAAUGGGCCACGCAUAUUGCCUCAGAGCACAAAACUCUAGGACAGCAUUGUGGAUUAUAGGAAAAAAUGUUUUUUUCCUAUGAUUGCAUCUAUUUAUUUUGAACCAGCAAAUACAUGACUGAGCAAAACCAAAUAUUUAGCGUUUGAUACGUUCUCCAUAUGCUGGAAGUCAGUGCAUGUAUUUCCUUAGACAGGAGUGAAUAUUUAAAAUUUCAAUUGUUUUUCUAACUAAGUUAACCUUCAAUUUGUUUAUUCUCAUCAAGGCAUUUUUAAAUAUUUGGAUGAAAUGGGUGUAAAGUUAUUGAUGGGAGCAGUGUGUUCAAAUUUUUAAUUUGGCUCCAUGAGCAAACUGUGCUAAAAAUCCAUGACAAAAGAGACCCACCCAGUCAGGCUGGUUUAUUUACUGCAGAAAAAAAAUUCAUGUUUGGAGCAGUGGCCACUCAUUUGAACUUGAAAAUUGGAAAAAAAAGGAUCUAACAGUGAGCACAUCACUGGGCUUGUUUUGGUUGAUUAGAAAGUAUCUCGUGCCCAUGAAUAAAUCUGUUAAAGACAACACCUGCUGAAGUGGCAGCCACCGUUUCCUCACUUUUCACGGGGAAGUUACCAUUUUAAAAUUUCUGCAAUAGCUCAGCAGAGAAGAUGUUUUAAUUAAAGUGGUCCUAGGAAAACCACCAAAAAUGUCAUUAGGAGCAAAUUACUGCAGAUCCUGGACUCAGUACCAAAGACAAAACAAAUGCUGGAAAUCACAAAAUCACAGCAUCCAUGGAGAGAGCAAUGGAACUGAGUCUAGAUAACUCUUCAUUAGAUGAGUCUGAAGAAGAGUCAUCUAGACUCAACGUUAGCUUGCUGUCUGUCCAUGGUUGCUGCCUGACCCGCUGUGAUUUCCAGCAUUUUUGUUUUCAGAAAAUGCUAUCAAAUGUGCAACUAUUUAAAAGUGAGCUCUGUUUUGAAUCCUUACAGAGCUGCAAAAACUUGGAGGGCUCGUUGUUUGAAGGUCUACAUGGUGAUAAAAAUACUACAGUUGCACCAUGUAAAAUACGUACUACCUUUUAGGGAUUUUUUUAAAAGAACUGGGAACUUUUAGUGCAACAUACCUUGCCUGUCAUCUGGACAAAUGACUGGAACAGCAGAGAAAGGUAGUUUUGUAUCUUGCAGGUUGGGGAUUGAUCAGUCAGUGGUAACAGCCCACCCACAUUUCCAUUCUCCACCAUACAAAAUCACCUCUCACUUCUCCAGUCAUUCUGCAAGACGAAAUGCUGCUUGAGAAUGAGGAAUACCAAUUUCUUUAAGGAACUCUGCUGACGUAACAACAAAAAUUUCCUGUGAUGUAGCCAUAAAGUCAAAGUUAAAUGACCUCAGAUGGCAUUAUAAAUCUGCUUCAAUAAAGCCAAGUGGAUUUCA
Messenger RNA from Rhincodon typus (whale shark), 2289 nucleotides. It is a transcript of the gene hddc2, whose product is annotated as HD domain containing 2. Bases 278 to 928 code for a protein of 216 amino acids. Gene Ontology annotation, molecular function: 5'-deoxynucleotidase activity. The transcript has 6 exons. Gene Ontology annotation, cellular component: cytoplasm. NCBI's taxonomy places the organism in Eukaryota, Metazoa, Chordata, Chondrichthyes, Orectolobiformes, Rhincodontidae. The record is from RefSeq and is a predicted model, not a curated record.